Arxiozyma heterogenica is the source of this 1230-nucleotide messenger RNA. It is a transcript of the gene CRR1, whose product is annotated as putative glycosylase. Bases 1 to 1230 code for a protein of 409 amino acids. The record is from RefSeq and is a predicted model, not a curated record. The transcript has a single exon. Lineage: Eukaryota; Fungi; Ascomycota; Saccharomycetes; Saccharomycetales; Saccharomycetaceae. Gene Ontology annotation, molecular function: hydrolase activity, hydrolyzing O-glycosyl compounds. Gene Ontology annotation, biological process: carbohydrate metabolic process.
AUGUGGAUAUUUUACUCCUUGAUAUUUCUAUUUUCUGUUGCUAUAAAACAUACAGCAUCUAUUAAAUGCUCAUUGGCACAAAAGUGUCCUUCUGACGUUCCCUGUUGUUCGCCUUACGGUGAAUGUGGUACUGGCUCAACAUGUCUUAAUAGAUGCAAUCCUAUGUUUUCUUUUCAGCCCUAUAGCUGUCUACCUCAACCAAUUUUAUUAUAUCCUAAUUCAAUUCAAUUCCCAAGAAGAGUAAAACACAUUCGAAGUAACGCUAAUAAUAUUAACUCUAUUAUAAGGAAAAAAUUUGGUCAUUCUAAUAAACUAUCAAUAUUGGCAGACAAUAAUUUUAUACAUUUUGAAAAGUUUUUAAUCACUACCGAUAGCCUAUUAGCAAAGAAGCAAUUAGAACAGUACGAUUUUAUAUACAGUGGAUACACUGUUCCCAGUGAUUUAGAUAAAGUUAUUUCGUUAAGAAUGCCACCAAGGACAAAAGGUUCUCUUGUCUCUACAAGUAAGCUUUUUUUGUAUGGAAGAUGCAGUGUUACAUUGAAAGCUGCCAAAGGUAGAGGUGUCAUUACAGCCAUAGUAUUAAUAAGUCAAGUGGGCGAUGAAAUUGAUUUUGAAUUUUUGGGUACUGAAUCAAGAAACGUGCAAUCCAAUUAUUAUCAUUUAGGCCACUUGGAUUAUACAAAGAUGCAAUGGUUACCCAUUACAAGUGAUAAUACAGAUGCAUGGCAUACAUACGAAAUUGAUUGGAACAAAGAAAGGAUCCAUUGGAUUAUUGAUGGAAAAAUAUAUAGAACUGUGUAUCGAAGAGAGACUUGGGACCCAAUCAAAAAAAAAUAUUUGUAUCCGCAAACACCAGUACGUUUAGAAGUUGCUCUUUGGCCAGGUGGAGAUAUCAAUCUACCACCUGGAACGGCACAAUGGGCUGGUGGUUUUAUCGACUGGGACCACGACGUAGAAUUGAAGAAAAAAGGUUUCUUCGAGUCAAAGGUUGCCAAUAUAAUAGUCAGCCCUUAUAUGAAUUCGCACACCAGUAAUAUUGUAAAAUGUAUUAGAUAUAAUACCAAAAGAUCAAGAGUUAAGCUUGCUGAUCUACAGAAUGUAAACUUUCAUUAUGAACCUUCAAUCAAUCUUGAUCAUACAGAAAUUGAAAAAGCUGUGUAUUGGGAUUGUAACAAGGUAUUUUUCCUGGAAAAUCAAUGGAGUUCUAAAGCCAAAGUUUCAAACUACUAA